AUGGUUUUCAAUCCUCUUGAUCUAGAUUACCGCAGGGUCAUUCAAUUAGUGGUGAUCAUUGGAGGUUAUAUAAUUGUCAGGCAACGAUUUGUUGCUUACAUGAAGACUAAGAGUUUGGAUGAGAAGUUAGAGAAAGAUAAGGCAAUAAAGACGCGAAAGCUAAUUCAAAGGCCCGAGGAUUUGCCUUCGGAUCCCAUAUCUGUUAGUGAAAUGUCAUGGGGUUGGGGGAAGCCCACGAGGAAAAAGAUGAAGACCCAGGAGAAGCUGCUAGAAGAGCGGAUAAGAGAGGCUGCAGAGAAGACCCAGGGAGGAGAUUUUACUGCUGAUAACGACGAUGAUAUUGCCGAUCUUCUAAUUGAGUGA
Brettanomyces nanus is the source of this 363-nucleotide messenger RNA. RefSeq lists its product as uncharacterized. Gene Ontology annotation, biological process: protein transport. The record is from RefSeq and is a predicted model, not a curated record. Lineage: Eukaryota; Fungi; Ascomycota; Pichiomycetes; Pichiales; Pichiaceae. The transcript has a single exon. Bases 1 to 363 code for a protein of 120 amino acids.